Carica papaya (papaya) is the source of this 2571-nucleotide messenger RNA. RefSeq names its product E3 ubiquitin-protein ligase XBAT32. NCBI's taxonomy places the organism in Eukaryota, Viridiplantae, Streptophyta, Magnoliopsida, Brassicales, Caricaceae. Gene Ontology annotation, molecular function: protein binding; transcription cis-regulatory region binding. Gene Ontology annotation, cellular component: nucleus. The record is from RefSeq and is a predicted model, not a curated record. Gene Ontology annotation, biological process: positive regulation of transcription by RNA polymerase II.
CUUUUUAUCCUUUGAUCCUUAUUUUUGGUAAAUUUCAAUUUGAUGACACAGUCCAUUGCCAUUUCAGAGUCCGUUGUUGGAUAACAUGUCCUCCCUCUGUCAAGUUGUUUCAGUUCAUUUUUCGGUUUGUUGAUUCUUUUUCUUUUUUCUUUUCCUCCGAUAAUAAGCACGUAACUGAUCUGGGUAUUGAAGAUUUUGAUUAUCCGGCGAAAUUGUAACUGGGUAUUCAAGAUUUGAUUCUCCAAGGAUUGUAUUGAGGAGGGCAUUGGUGAUUUUCAGUCCUCUUACAAUGGAUUUUAUUAUUUCAUGAUUGAUUAUUUGAGGGAAGUUCUGGCAUAUAAUGGUGAAAUGAUUGAAGAAAAUUUUGGAGUUGUUUGUUGAGUGUACAGGGUCCUUCGAAGUUCACGAAGAUCCUCAACUAAUCCCUACAGCAUCCCAAAUUUUUUAAAUGGGUAGUUGCGAAGGGGUUUUUUUUUUUUUUUUUCUUUUUCAUUCUUUUCCAAGAAUUAAGGUUGACAAGAGUCUUUUGGUUUGUCAAUUCAUCAUAGGAAUCAUCUAAAGUUUGUGAGAGUUUGGCCGUUGUACCCAAUUCUUUUUUGUGUAUGUUACAGACUUGUUUCAUUGAUUGCUUUGGUCAAGUCCUGUUCGCAGAUCAUAUUCUCUGCAUUUUAAACAUCUUCUCCAAGUGUUUGAUCACAAGUCCUUUAGUACAGUUCAUUUGUGAAAUUUGGGGAGAUUCUAGCUUUUCAUAAGGAUCAUGAGGUUUUUCAGCCUUGUGGGGAAUUCUUUUGGUUGUUCGGCAUCUGGGGAGCGCUUAGUUUCUGCAGCCAGGGAUGGAGAUCUUCAAGAAGCCAAGGCUUUACUAGAAUAUAAUCCUAGGCUCGUGAGGUACUCAACUUUUGGAGUCCGCAAUUCACCUCUCCAUUAUUCUGCAGCUCAAGGCCACCAUGAGAUUGUCUCUCUCUUGGUUGAGUCUGGUGUUGAUAUUAAUCUCAGGAAUUAUCGUGGUCAGACUGCUCUGAUGCAAGCUUGUCAACAUGGUCACUGGGAGGUUGUUCAGAUUCUAGUUCUUUUUAAGGCUAAUAUUCACAGAGCAGAUUAUCUCAAUGGAGGUACUGCACUCCACCUGGCUGCUUUGAAUGGUCAUUUCCGUUGCAUACGCCUCCUCCUUGCAGACUACAUACCUAGCAUCGCUGAUAUUUGGAACUCAUUAGCAAAGACAUCUGACAGCAGACACUCAACCUCUGAUUUUGAUGAAGGCAGUGGUUUUUGUGAGGUAAUUAAUAGAGCAGCUGAUGGAGGUGUCACUGCUCUGCAUAUGGCUGCACUGAAUGGGCAUGUUGAAAGUGUUCAGUUACUCUUGGACUUGGGAGCUUCUAUCACUGAGAUCACAGUUGAAGAUGGAACCACAAUUGAUCUUAUAGGUGCUGGGAGCACAGCUCUGCAUUACGCUGCAUGUGGUGGAAAUGCCCAAUGUUGUCAGCUUUUGAUUGCCCGGUGCGCCAGCCUGACUGCUGAAAAUACUAAUGGAUGGACUCCCUUGAUGGUUGCUCGUUCAUGGCAUAGAAAUUGGCUUGAGGAAAUUCUUAGCAUUCAAUCAGAAGGCCAACCUCAAAUUCUUCCUUCACCUUAUCUGUCUCUUCCCCUGAUGAGCAUCGUCAAAAUUGCUAGAGAAUGUGGAUGGAGGAGCAAUGAUUGUCUACCGUGUCAAGAUCCAUGUGUAGUAUGCUUAGAAAGAAAGUGCACAGUAGCGGCAGAAGGUUGUGAGCAUGAGUUCUGCACAAGGUGUGCCUUGUACCUCUGUUCUACUAAUAGCACAAGUGUAGCUCAAGAUCCCCCAGGCUCCAUUGCCUGUCCUCUCUGCCGACAGGGCAUAGUUUCAUUUGUUAAACUCCCAGAAACAAGGCCAAAAAUAGUCAAGACAAUUGCAAGAACAAGUUUAUCCCUUUCAUUUUGUACAUGUUCAGGUGAUGAUGGACCGGAAAUGGCUUCUUUAACAACCCCAUUUUGCAAUCCCAAUAUCCAUUGCACCAGGAUUUCUCCACUGGGAUCUCCCCUUCGUUCUCUAAGCUGCCAGAGGUUUCCAUCAAUGAAAAUCAAUUCAAGCCUUUGCAUGGGAGCUCCAGAUACUAGUCCUUCUUUAGUCCCAUGCAACUUACGUAACCAGCUAGCUAGGUGCGCAAGAUCCAGUUACCGACGGUCAGUUUCUCAUACAGAGGGCCGGAGGUCAUGGUUCUUUGCACUUAAUCAAUAUGUAACUACAGGCAGUGGGUGCUGAUUCUUUUCUCUCUUUCAUCUAUACGAUGCAUAUCUCUGUGCUUACUUUUUGUCCCAGAAAUCAACUGGAUGCUUAUAAGGAUCACAUGCGGAUAAGUUUGACCGGAAUCUGUUGUAAAUAUAGAUGAAAAAAUCAUCUGCUACCCAGGUAUAGAAUGCAUCAAUGUGACUCAUAGCUUUUCCCAUUAUUCCUCGUUCGGACACUUUUAAUUUCAGACUCAGUGAAAGGACAAAUUUGAGGAACUUGGAUCUUUUGACAGUAAUUACAUAACCAGAAACUGAAACUUUGAGACA